Molecule: messenger RNA, 1665 nt
Organism: Chironomus riparius
Lineage: Eukaryota; Metazoa; Arthropoda; Insecta; Diptera; Chironomidae
Source: the annotation of a GenBank genome assembly
AAAUGUUUGCCUCAUUUCAUCGUCAACAGUCAGUAUCGUUUGUAACAUCAGAGUCUUAUAAUAUUUUUGUGACUAAUUAAAUUGUGCUUAUCUUAUCAUCAUUUGCUGUUCUAGAUUGUGAUUAACAAAUUAUAAAGUUUCGUGAGAUAUGCCAGAAUAUAAAUAUCUUCCAGGUUUCGGCUCUGAAUUUGUAUCAGAACAUCCCAACUAUCCAGAUGCACUUCCAAAAGGCCAAAACACACCUCAAAAAUGUGCUUAUGGUUUAUAUGCUGAACAAUUGAAUGGAGCAGCAUUUACAGCCCCAAGAAUUGAAAAUUUCCGAACAUGGUUCUACCGCAUUCGUCCAUCUGCUGUUCAUAAGCCAUUCCAACCUUACAACGGUGCCAAAUUUUUGAGCAACAAUUGGGAUGAAGUUCCCCCAAAUCCAAAUCAACUUCGGUGGAAUCCAUUUGACAUUCCGGGCGAGAAAAUUGAUUUUGUUGAUGGCUUACAUACAGUUUGCGGUGCUGGUGAUGCAAAGAGUCGUCAUGGAAUUGCCAUCCAUAUUUACAUGUGCAACAGCUCAAUGGAAAAUCGUGCAUUUUACAAUAGUGAUGGGGAUUUGUUGAUUGUGCCACAGGAAGGAGCACUUGACAUUGUAACUGAGUUCGGUAGAAUUUAUGUCGAACCAAAUGAGAUUUGUGUCAUUCAACAAGGUAUGAGAUUUGCUGUCAACGUUACGGGACCGACACGUGGAUACAUCUGUGAGGUUUAUAACGGUCAUUUUAAGAUUCCUGAUUUGGGACCAAUUGGAGCUAAUGGAUUAGCCUUUCCACGUGAUUUUCUUACUCCAACGGCAUGGUUUGAGGAUCGUGAUGUUGAGAACUUCCAAGUAAUCUCUAAAUUUCAAGGAUCUUUAUUUUCUGCGUCGCAAAAUCAUUCGAGCUUUGAUGUUGUAGCAUGGCAUGGUAAUUAUGUCCCAUAUAAAUACAAUCUUGCUAACUUUAUGGUCAUUAAUUCGGUCAGCUUUGAUCAUUGUGACCCAAGCAUCUUCACCGUCUUAACAUGCCCAAGUCUUCGUCCAGGAACAGCAAUCUGUGAUUUUGUAAUUUUCCCACCACGUUGGUCAGUACAAGAGAACACAUUCCGUCCACCAUAUUAUCACCGUAAUUGCAUGAGUGAAUUUAUGGGUCUCAUUCAAGGAAGAUAUGAAGCAAAAGAAGGCGGAUUUUUCCCAGGUGGUGCUACAUUGCAUUCUAUUAUGACUCCACAUGGUCCAGACUACGAUUGUUUUGAUCAAGCAUCAAAUGCAAAAUUGGAACCGCAGAGAAUUGCUGAGGGAACACAAUCGUUCAUGUUUGAAUCGUCAUUGAGUAUGGCAACAACAAAAUGGGGACAAGAGACAUGCAACAAAUUGGAUCAACAAUAUUAUGAAUGUUGGCAGAAGUUGAAGAAUAAUUUCCGUAUAAGCUCUUACGGCCGUGCAGUUAUGUUGGAUGUUUGACAUAAAUUGUGCAUCUAUAUUAUUUUGGUGAUGGAUUAAUUAAUUUUAAUUUUUAUGGAAUUAAAUAAAGUUUGUGUCUUACAGUCUGGAUAGGGGGUAUUGCUUGGGGGCUGUUGUGAUUUUUUCGGAUCAUAAGCACCCCUAAAUACAUCCUACAAAUGACUAUAGAAAUAAAAAUAAUC